AUGCAGGAGGUUUUUGUAGAGUACAUUCAACCAAAGGACCCUAGCAAUGGGCAGAUGUACCAGAAGACCUUGCUGGGAGUCAUUCUGAAUAUCUCCUGCUUAUUAAAGACUCCGGGUGUGGCAGAAAAUCAUGGCUACUUCUUGAAUCCAUCUCGGUCCAGUCCUCAGUAGAUCAAAGUACAGGAGGCCAACAUCCAUCAGUUCAUGGCUCAGUUCCAUGAAAAGAUCUACCAGAUGCUGAAGAACUUACUCCAGCUCUCUCCAGAAACCAAACACUGUAUCUUAUCCUGGCUGGGAAACUGUUUGCAUGCAAAUGCAGGCCGCACCAAGAUUUGGGCCAAUCAGAUGCCAGAAAUCUUCUUCCAGAUGUAUGCCUCGGAUGCCUUCUUUCUGAAUCUGGGUGCUGCUCUCCUGAAGCUAUGCCAGCCAUUUUGCAAACCCAAGUCCUCUCGGCUUCUCACCUUUAAUCCUACUUACUGUGCUCUGAAAGAGUUGAAUGAUGAAGAACGAAAAAUAAAAAAUGUACACAUGAGAGGUUUGGACAAAGAAACCUGUUUGAUCCCAGCUGUGCAGGAGCCAAAGUUUCCCCAGAACUACAACCUUGUAACAGAGAACCUUGCACUGACAGAGUAUACCUUGUACUUGGGAUUUCACAGGUUGCAUGAUCAGAUGGUAAAAAUCAACCAAAAUCUGCAUCGGCUACAGGUUGCCUGGAGGGAUGCUCAGCAGAGUUCUAGCCCUGCUGCUGACAACCUCCGUAAACAGUUUGAAUGACUGAUGAUCAUCUAUCUUUCAACCAAGACUGCCAUGACUGAGCCACAGAUGCUACAAAACUGCCCAAAUUUGCAGGUGUCCAUGGCUGUUCUGCUGGUUCAACUGGCUAUAGGCAAUGAGGGCUCACAGCCAAUAGAGCUAACUUUUCCUUUGCCAGAUGGCUACAGCUCUUUGGCUUAUGUGCCAGAAUUUUUUGCAGAUAAACUCGGUGAUUUCCUCAUUUUUCUCCGCCGCUUUGCCGAUGACAUCUUGGAGACAUCAGUAGAUUCCUUGGAGCAUGUCCUUCACUUUAUCACCAUUUUCACUGGGAGCAUAGAAAGAAUGAAGAAUCCUCACUUAAGGGCUAAACUAGCUGAGGUGUUGGAAGCAGUGAUGCCCCACCUGGAUCAGACCCCAAAUUCCUUGGUAUCCAGUGUGUUCCACCGGAAGCGUGUGUUCUGCAACUUUCCACAUGCACCCCAACUUGCAGAAGCUCUAAUCAAGGUUUUUGUGGACAUCGAGUUUACAGGAGACCCCCAUCAAUUUGAACAGAAGUUUAAUGUUCCCAUGUAUCCCAUCCUAAGAUACAUGUGGGGAACAGAUACGUAUCGGGAGAGCAUUAAGGAUUUGGCUGACUAUGCCUCUAAGAAUUUAGAAGCUAUGAACCCUCCACUUUUCCUCCGCUUUCUUAACCUGCUAAUGAAUGAUGCCAUCUUCCUUUUGGAUGAAGCUAUUCAGUAUCUGAGCAAGAUAAAGAUCCAGCAGAUUGAGAAGGACCGAGGUGAAUGGGAUAGUCUGACCCCAGAAGCUUGCCGAGAGAAAGAGGCUGGCCUGCAGAUGUUUGGGCAGUUGGCAUGUUUUCAUAACAUCAUGUCCAAUGAAACAAUUGGUACACUUGCCUUCCUAACAUCAGAAAUCAAAUCACUUUUCAUGCAUCCUUUUCUGGCUGAGCGCAUCAUCUCUAUGCUGAACUACUUCCUGCAGCACCUGGUUGGGCCCAAGAUGGGUGCCUUAAAAGUCAAGGACUUCAGUGAAUUUGACUUCAAACCCCAGCAGCUUGUAUCAGAUAUCUGCACUAUCUACUUAAAUCUUGGGGAUGAGGAGAAUUUCUGUGCCACUGUGCCCAAGGAUGGACGUUCCUAUUCCCCAACUCUCUUUGCACAGACAGUUCGAGUCCUGAAGAAAAUAAAUAAGCCUGGGAAUAUGAUUGUGGCUUUUAGUAAUCUGGCAGAGAAAAUCAAGUCUCUUGCAGACCUCCAACAACAAGAAGAGGAGACCUAUGCAGAUGCCUGUGGUGAGUUCCUGGAUCCUGUCCUGAGCACACUGAUGUCUGACCCUGGGCUGCUGCCGUCCUCCAGAGUCACUGUGGAUAGAUCCACCAUUGCCAGACAUUCGCUCAGUGACCAAACAGAUCCUUUUAACCGCAGUCCCCUCACCAUGGACCAGAUCCGGCCAAACCCUGAACUAAAAGAAAAAAUCCAACGGUGGCUUGCAGAGAGGAAACAACAGCAAAAGGAGCAACAGAAUAAAUACUGUGAACUAAGCAAACCAAAAACCAACCCCAGAGUGUAA
This is a messenger RNA of Ictidomys tridecemlineatus (thirteen-lined ground squirrel), 2325 nucleotides long. Lineage: Eukaryota; Metazoa; Chordata; Mammalia; Rodentia; Sciuridae. The record is from RefSeq and is a predicted model, not a curated record.